AUGGGAAAGUUAUUUCUGUUCUUGUUCAUUAUUAUUAAUGUUUCUUUUAAUCAGUGUUAUUGGUAUUCAACGCCUCUUGUUUGCAGUGCAGUUAACAACUUACCUAUGGGGUAUCCAGUGCUUCAGCAACCUCCAAUGCCAGCUUCUGGUCAACCUCAUCUUGACUCCAUGGGUUGUGGAAUCUCAAGUUGUCAUGUGGUCAAUGGAGUACCAGCACCAGGCAAUUUUCAUCCUAUGCGAAUGAAUUCUGGGAAUGACAUGGUUAUGGACAACAGUGCAGCAGAAGUAGCUCCCGUUAUUCCUCCAAGCAGUGGCAUGUCAUCCAUGUCAGAGAUGGCUGUGAGUCCUACAUCAGUGGCAUCUAGUGGCCAUUUCCCCUUCACUGCAUCAGACAUGUCAGGAAUGGGUGUAGACACUUGUGCACUUGAUACAACAUUCACAUCUGAUGUGGCUAGUACAGUGGGGUUGCAGCUUGUACCGGAUGGUGGAGCUGGAAAUUCUAGAGACUCCCUUAGAUCACUGGAUCAGAUUCAGUGGAAUUUUAGCCUCUCAGAUCUAACAGCGGAUUUGUCAAACUUGGGGGAUUUAGGAGCUCUGGGAAACUAUCCUGGUUCCCCUUUUCUGCCCUCUGAUUCAGAACUUUUGCUUGAUUCCCCAGAUCAAGACGACAUAGUGGAGGACUUCUUUGUUGAUUCAGUCCCGGGACUGCCAUGCUCUCAGUCGGAUGAAGAGAAAUCCUAGAAUAAGGUGAAGCUAUUUUCUAUUGGAAAUUGGUAGGAUAGGAGAAAGUUAGAGCAAUAAAAUAGUCAUUCAUCAAUCAUCAUCAACAUAGUGGACAGGCUGCUUUUGUUAUCAUUAACAAAUGUGAUCUCUUAAGCGUUGUAGUAAUCUAGACUAAUUGAUAUUAGACUGCAAUAGGGAAAAGUAGCCAUGUUAUUGUUGUAAUUUUCUUACUUUUUUUACCAGAUUGUGGAUAUCAAACUGUAAUAAAUGGGAAAGGUGAGGACCAUUUUCCUUGAUCAUGUAUUAUGCGUCGUUACCAUUUAAAAUCCCCUUGAUUAUUUGACCUCA
Messenger RNA from Pistacia vera, 1071 nucleotides. RefSeq lists its product as uncharacterized. The transcript has 5 exons. The record is from RefSeq and is a predicted model, not a curated record. Lineage: Eukaryota; Viridiplantae; Streptophyta; Magnoliopsida; Sapindales; Anacardiaceae. Bases 1 to 741 code for a protein of 246 amino acids.